AAUUCAUUUCUCAAACAUUCCUAAACUAAAAUUAUACAAUAGAUUAAAAACUCUGUAUAUACUAAAAUAGAUUCGUAACUAAAAUUAAAUUCGAUCGUGUGAAGUAUUUUGAAAUACGAGUUAUGGCGGUUCCCGCCAUUUCGUCUGUCACGAAUGCAUGAUGAUUUUUACCAUGCGCUAGAUACCGCAAAUAGGGAUGUAGGGAUGUAUUUUAAUUUUUAUCGAUACUCUUUUUUAAUUUUGUAAGAUUUGGUAAUUUUCCAAGCUUUUAUUUUUAAAUUUUAAUUAUUUAGAUUGUGUUGAUUUUUGUCAUUUUGUGCAUUUAUUACUAUCUACUUUUGUAUUCAUAAAUGCAAAUAGUAAAUAUAUGUAUAAAAAUUCUCAAUUGGUUAAUGUGAAAUAAAUUAAACGAUUAAAAAAAAACAACUUACUAGUUGGAAUGUAGUAUUUUCUUACAGAUUUGCUUAUAUUUAAAAUUAGUAUUUUUUUUUUCUUAGCAUUAUUCUUUACUGUUAAUUUAAUUUUAAUUAAAAUACGGUAAAAUUUAAUUCUUUAUACUUUUUGAGGUCAAAUCUGACCCCUAUAACAAGAAUUGAAAUAGGUGAUGUCACAUGAGGAGUCCGAAUUUCUCAUAUUGCAACUGCCUUUUUUAACCCUCCAGGGGCAAUACUAUUGAAACCACAAAUCAGAAAUUGCCCCUUGUAAUAUUUGUUUUGUCAUAUUGUGCUGUACACUAGAGUAUUAAAAAUAAAUAAUGCUUUAUAUUACUUUCUAGUUUUAGUAGUCUAUUUCUUUCUAUACGUAAAAUGAUUGGGUACCUACUGUAAUGCUUAUGUAUCUUUAAAACUAGAUUUAAAACAAUUUAAGUUUAUUCUGCCUUAAAACACUUAAAUCACGUAAGUCAUAUUACAUAUGCGGUUUUGUACCGCAUAGCAGUUUUAAUGGUAAUUUAGUGUUGCGGCUAUAGAAUCACAACAGUCUGCUUAAUUUUUAGCGGUUUUUUGUUUACCAACACUUGUGAAUAAAUUAUAUGAAGUGUCUUUUGCUAAAAUUUAUAAAACCAAUAUGGUAGUAUGAUGAGUCUAACUUAGACAGCAUAAUAAACUUGCGUUCUGGCUUACCAACAGUUGACUUUAAAAGAAUAGAUUUAUCUCCUUAUUAAAGUUCUUCAAGUACCUAUAUAUUUCUUAUAAUUUACUUUAUGUAAACUGGUUAAGCCUGUUAAAAACAGGCUUCACUUUGUAAAAUACCAACUAAGUACUUGAUUGCAAUUUUGAUUACCGCAUCGAUUUUUGGUUUAUAUAUUGUUCUUGGAGGGGUUAAAAAUCGCAGCUGUUUUUAUGUUUAGGUAUGCCUCACGUAUCUUGAUGCGAUCACGCUCGCGUUCAAUAUUACGUCUUAUCAAUCAUAAGAUUUAUGAAAUAAAAAAAAUAUUUUUUCGAUAGUUACAGCAGACAUUAAAAACAAACAAACAGAAUUCAUAAAUUACAUUAUUUUACAGUCCACAAUAAAAAUGUAACUACGCCAAAUACAAUUCUUUUAAAGUCUUGAAGAUUUCACAUAAUAUUCAUACGAGUAUAAAUUACUAGCAGACGUCUCUGUUUCGCCCACAUAGUUCUCAUUCCCGAGAGAAUACGAAGAUAAAAUAAAGCCUACGUUACUCGCUGAUAAUAUAGCUUUUAAUUGGCGAUAGAAUUUCCACAAAACUGCCACAAAUUGCCACAAAAUUUCAAAAUUUUGUGGAAAAUUAAAAAAAAACACAAAAUAUCAAAUCCUCUAUAAAACGUAGUGUUGUGGUUGAGGGACGCAGAACGCAAGCGAGAACGCAUCAGUGUAGGCGAGGCUUUACACACAGUUUAUCUGCAGGCGCUAAGGUCACUGCAAUCAUGUGUGUCUAACAUUAAGUGCGACGGGGAGAUGGAGCACUGCAGCUGAGUACACUACAGAGCGGGGACCAUCGGAAGAGACGCAAAAUGCGCUGGAUUUUUCCCGUUCCAGUUCUCCUCAUGUCCUGGUUCGGAGUGGAGCAAGUAAAAGCCAACUCGUGCAUCCGGACUGCGUUGUGGGCUCUAAGUCUCACGCCCAUAGUACAGGCGGAAUGCCAAACCCGCACGAUCUACUGCUACGAGUGCGACAGCUGGACGGACGCGCGCUGCAAGGACCCGUUCAACUACACGGCGCUGCCGCGCGACCAGCCGCCGCUGCAGACCUGCAACGGCUGCUGCGUCAAGAUGGUGCGCUACUCCAAGAGCCCGUACGAGGUGGUCCGGCGCACGUGCACCUCUCAGCUUCAGAUAAACCUGUUCAUGGUGGACCACGUGUGCAUGAUGGAAAGUACAGGCACUGGCCACAUGUGUUUCUGCGAGGAGGACAUGUGCAACGGCGCAUCGACAGUCGACAUCACGCUGGCGCUCACAGCACUAGUGUUACUGGCAUGUGCAUGCUGCAGGUGAAGUAGGCGGCUAGUGACGGCUGAGCGGCGAUCGGUGUUGUCGAUUGUGCGGUUCUGUCGAUCGAUAUUUGUGUAGCGGUGGCUGACAUCGAUACCGGUAUCGAUGUCGGCAAAGUUAGUGAUGUCGUUUGGGAAAUAGAUAUUGGAUAACUUGGCGACUUCGAUUGGAAAAUUUAAUAAACCAAAGCUAAGUUAAAGAUGAUGGAAAGUGUAGUCGUUGUUGGAUAAGUAAUGUCUUUUAGAAACGAAUGUCGAAUAAUUUAGCUAUAAUUAUCCAGUCUGAUUCUUUAUCGAAUUAAGUUUAUCUUUGUCGCUGGAUAAUAUCCAUCGAGUUUGAUUGUUAAUUUUAAAUGAAAUUUACAAAGUUUGUUAAAAAUUCCCAAGCGAAAUGUUACGAAAUAUCCGAUUUAAAUAUCGAUUGUACAUAAUCGCCAAUCGAUAGAGCUUUUACAACACUAAUUCAAUAAAUUUUUGUUGUGCCUUUAAAGUAUCGUAUCGAUAUAUUUUUGAUUUGCGUCCGUUUUAUUACCUUCUAACCGCACGCAUGGCUAGUGUUGGGCACGAAUCAAAAUAUUGAUAACGAUACGAUCGGUCGACUGACUCAGCGCAACUCUAGUAAUAAUUAAAUUUUUCGUCCAAAAGUAGUGAGUAGACAUAGUAUUCGAAGGUGCUUAGUUUUCACAGCGCAUUUGGAAAAUAAUAUUAAAAAAAUAGACAAAAAGAUUCUCUUCUUAUACUAACAUUUCUUUUCAUUCACAUUCCAUUAUCUAAAAUGAACUUUUCGUAUACGAAUUGUAAUGAAAAUUGCUUAUCAUAAAAAAUAAAAAUUAAAGAAUAAAAAAUUGCGCGAUAAAGUCCAAUCGCUUCUGCUAUUUAUCUAUUGCCGAAGCGAAUAAUAUGAAAAGUUGAUGUUUUUAGUUGCAUUGGCAACUACUCUCAUCGGACGCGGCGGAAGACGAUCGUUAGCCGUGUUCUAAGCUGCUUUUUAAAACGAAUUUUCAACAAAAUUAAAUUACUUUUGUUGUUAAAAUAUUACUACAUUAUAUGGUCAUUAAAUGAGAGACCCCCCUGGAAAUAAAUCAAGACCUGAGUGAUAUUGUUAACAGCAAUAUACGUGAUACUUCGACGUUGGAUUGCAAUGCACCCUUUGUGCUGCACCCGUAGUACAUAAUGGCAAUGGCAUGACAAGGCGCGGGAUAGAAUAGGUACUCGUGUUCCUUAUAUCAAACUUUUUUUUUAAUUAUAAGUAUAUAACACGUACCUAAAAGUUUUAUUCAAAAUUAAGCGUGCAAGACCAAUUUUUGCAAGAGCCCUUUUACUAUUAAACUUUUAGAUCUAAAAACUAUCGAAGCUAUCGAGUGACUUUUAGUUAAAUAAUUAUUUGUACCUGUACUAAUGUCACCAAAUCUCGUUACAUUCUACAUUAUAUCUACUGUCAAAGCUACAUUUUUUCGACUACAUUAUAGUGCAAAUAAUAUUUUAUUUCUCUAAGGGUUACGUGUCAAUUUUUAAUUAACGUUAUCAAUCACAUCAGAACUUGCAACUAUUCCGAUGUUUAGGAAACCUAUCGAUUUAGCGUUCCUAUAUUAUAUCGUAUCGUAUAAAAACAUGAGUUUCAUUAAUAAAAGUCAAAAUUCAUUUAUUUCAAAUAGGGUUAGUUCACAAGCACUUUUGAAUCAUCAGUUUCAAUUCUAAUUUGGUGCGACCUUUAUCUUAUACUGCAUCGUCGUUGAAUAAAAAAAAUCCCAUUUCUGUACAAUACUGAACUUCAUAAGUAUUAUCGUUGCAGCGAGAUUUGGUGACAAGUAAAAAAGUUGGCUUCUUAUCUAAAUUAAAUCUAAAAUUAGUGUGAAAACUAAACGCUUAUAGUAAUAAAUAAAGUUUAUUACGAGCGAAAGCCAUGUCGUUAAACUAUAUUUAAGAGAAAUCGACGAUAAAUUAUAAAAUGUAGGUAGUUAUAAAAUAGUUAGCUCUCCAAUAUUCAAAUGAAAUUUUUAGCAUGUAAAUUAUUGCUCAGUCGCAUAGUGAUGGGACUGACUAUCGGAUGUCGAUAGUUUUGGACUCGAAGCCCUCGUCUUUGUUGUUGAAAUCGUUAUGCCAGUUGCUACAAGUUUUUAGUCUUUUUAGUUGAUUUUACAAAGCAAUUUUAAACCCUCUUUACAAAGUUUUUCCCUCUGUUACAAAUAAAGUAGUGUCAAAGAUAAAUACUACAAAACAGAGCUGAAAAUUGUAGCAGCAUUUAAUAUAACAGGACUAAUAGGGAAGCACAACAAACUAAUACUAAUACUAGUAGUUUGACAGAAUAAUAAGAACUAGCAGACGAUCAUAAUUAUGAAAUUCGUGACCAUUUUAACGUUUAAAAAUGUUGCUUGAAGCAAAUAAAUCUAUAUUACGUUUUAUGAUGCACAACACAAGUUUCUGCUUAGGUAAAUGGAAAACGGGCCUAUUUUAUAAUAAGUCAUAACAAUUCAUAUUAUGAGAAUAAACAUACUAAAUGUUUUUCUUUUUUAUAAUAAUAGCAUGAGACCUUUUGACACGAUUAUCGUACUGUUAACUGUACAACUGUUGUAAACAGUUACGAUAUCAACAACAAAGCAGUAACGCUGAGCUGAGUAGGGCAGCCGAAGUACACCGGAGUAACUAAUAAGAAUUGAAGCGCUAUUGCUGUACAGCGGUUGUAGAAUGAUACUAUAACCGUUAUACUUAUUUAAUAGCGUUCAAUUGUUAUUGUUCACUCUGUGACUUAGUUAGGAUGUCAACAGUUCCCGAAGCUUCUAACUCAUAGGUCCAAAUGAUAGACCAAAGUGAAUUUGCUCAUAGAUGCACUUAACAAUAGACGUGGAGCACUUAGGUAGACAAAUGAAUUACAAUGAGACAGAACUAGCACGGACUGCCGCAUAUGUAGGUGGAUAUAGCUGUCACUUAGACUAUAAUAACAAAGGUAGAGCUACCAGAACCUUGGCCUUUGGUGCCCAAUCAUCAAAGUGGUCACAAAGAGUAAAAAUAACUCUAUGGUAUGUCCCUUUACAGGUGUGGAAUGAUGCGAAAUUGUAAUAUCUAAUUGAAUAUCAAAAUACUGAAAUAAUUCUAUACAAACACAAUUUUCAAGUAUAUAAUUAUGAUAAAAUUUCAAAAUAUGUACCUGUUUCUUGUUUCGAUCUAAAUUAUUAACUAAAUUGUUAUUAUAUUACUUACUUAAUUUUAUAGUUUCUUACUUCGUUCGCAUAUCACUCGAGCUGAGUCUAUACAGAUAGUUCUGGCUCUACUGUAGCAGUACUAUGCAUAGUUUUAACACAUUAGUCACCACUUUGUUGUUGGGCACAGACAUUCAUAUGGUAAAAAACAAAUUGAUUGAAUUUUCGAUUGAUAAAGUAUAACUAAGUUACAUUUGUUAGCGGGAAUUGAUUUUUUUCUUAUUUUUAUUCAUUUUAUGUAUUAUUGUAUCUGACAAUAUCCUUUUUUAAUGGCUGUCAAUCAUUAUACAGUAUUUUUUACACAAUUUAAAUUUAAAUUAAAGGUAUUGUUUUUCAGUAACGCGAAUAAUUUUCUAAAAAGUUGCCCGAUUAAGGUAGAUUCUGAAAUUGGUUUAUUUUAAGUCAGAAAUUAUAGUUCUCAUGUAUAUACCUGUUAUCCGUGAACGUUAUAGCAAGGCCAAGGGUAAAAAGUGAUAUGGUAGUAAAAUAUGUAAAUUAAGAACGGUUUCUAAGGGACUUACUUUUUUAUAUUUACCUUUUCGAUUUUCGAUAUAUUCUUUUUAAUAUGUGUUAAAGAAAACUGGAUAUUAAAAAUAACAUAAACACCAAACAUAUAAAUUAUUUUUCAGUGAAAUGCACUAAAAAUUAAAAUUUUAAAUUUAUCUUAUUUUAAUUAUUUUGCUCAGUUUAUAAAAAAUAAAUAUAUUAUUUUCACUACAACUAAAACCAAAAUUUACAGUUUUGCAGUUAAAACGUAAACUAUAGUAUGAACCUAGUUUUAAUUUGUUUUUAUAUAGAGAUGGUUUAUUAUUUUUAGGAGUUUAUUUUGACAAAAAAAAAUUCUAAAUUGUUUAAACUUUGAAACGUCCAGUUCUCUUACACAUACCGUUGUUUGAGUAAAAUGCAGAGUAAUUAUUUAUUUAAUUAAAUAUAUUUAUUGCUGCAUUUUUGUACCUAAGAUAGUACAAAAUAUGAAAUAAUAUUAUAUUUAAUAUUAAGUGGGCGCGUGUACAAUAGAAUUCUUUUAACAUUAAAAAUCGAUUCCUAGACGCAAUAAAUAAUCAAUAAAGCAACCAGUAUAAUUUUUGUAACAUUUUAAAGAUAUUUAUAGUGUGGGUCUCGAGGGUUAGAAUAUAAAAUAAAUUGCUAGAUUUAGUGGGGCUAAUCAUAAUCCGGGGCUGUCAACCCUUUAAAUAAUAUGAUACUGUUUUAAUUUUGUAUCUUUUGUUAAUAAAACGCUACAAUUUCUUUAGAUAGUGAAUCGGAAAAUAACAGUGUGCCACAACAUGUCACACCGCAGUCAACAAGUCUGAACCACUUCAAUAUCAUUUCUUAAAAUAAACUUAUUUGAUUUGCAAUUAUAAGAGAUUUUAUACAAUGAUUUGCGCAACUUACGAGUAUGACCAAGCGUUAACAUUAAUUUAAAAAAUGCUAAUGUUUCACAAAACAUAUCGGAAGCAAUAAAUAUUAGAGUUAAAAUAUUAAAUAUACCUACUAAAAGCAAUUCUUGAAAGCAAUAAAAAAAUAUUUAUAAUAUACUUAUUUUAUAAUGUUGGCAGCCCUAUUCAUACCUCAUAAUUAUAGAUAUAUUAAUUUAGGAACAUAAACACCAAAUAAAUUUAAUCGUUAAUAUUAAUAUUGUAGAUAAAAAAUAUUUGUUAAGUUUUUUUUCGUUUUAAUAUUAUAUUGAAUAUGAAUGAGAUUAUUAUAUUGUAAAGAAUAUAUGUAUAGGAUAUAUUUAUUAUGAACACCUUUCCCCUUCAUAAAUUAAUGAUUAAUCUACAUUUUCUUGGUCAAGAAAAAAACAUAAUUUACACAUUUUAUCGACAUUUUUUAUCGAGAUCUUGAACGCCCUAUGCUUUAUAAUAUAAGUACGACAAAUAAUUAUCAGCGCUAUUUGCAAAAAACUGUCCUCAUCCUCCAUUUUAUUUAGUGUUAAAAAUCUUUACAUAGAUAUUAGUGUUGUGUAUAUAUUAUAUCGACAAGAAUUAUAUAUAAUCGUUAUAUCUUCCUAACCGUUACGUUAUUAGCUCGUUACUGAAAAUAACGUUAUUGUUAUAACGUUAUUAUUAACAUUAAAAAUAGUUUGUCAUUGCAUGUUCAGUUUUAUCUGAAUAGUAAUAAAGGUGACUUUGGCAUGAUCGCUGCACUGUAUGUAGUUGGCCUUACACCCGGCACUUGCUGUGAAAGGACUGCUAAUAUCAAAAUGUACUCGUGUAAUAUAGGUAUACUUUGCUACUUUUAUUGGAAAAGGAAAGUAUGUUUAUUAGUAAUUAUUAACUAUGUUUUAUGUACUUGUACUGAUGAUAGCUGGCAGUCCUAAUUGUAUGAAAUCUAAGAUAUUUCUACUUAUUUUUUCUAUAUUUAAUCAUAUGACCACUUGACGGCGAAAAGUAAUCAGAUCUCGCUAUGUUAAACAAAAACAUAAAUAAAUAGAUAUUAGAAGAUUUCAUUUUACGCAGUCAAGUUAAAAGACACACCAACUACAUUAAUAUAUUUAUUAUUAAACAUGAAUUUAUUUAUUUUAUUAGUAAAUGGAUUUUUAACGAACAUAAUGUGGUGUGUUUUUAAAAAUUUAUGUACUAAAUACUGUUAACUAAUUAAUUGCGUUCCCGCUUUAAUUUUAACUUAAUGUAUAGUGUAAGAAUGUACCUACCUAAUGAUGAAAUAUCUUUUGUCAUAAUAAAAUUUUCCUGGACAUAUUUCUAAGCUAUUUCGCGCAAAACUGAUAGAUAGCCAACAUGCAAUAAGCAUAACAACGAAUAAGUUUUAAGGAAUCCUAUUUUUCCGACAAACUUACUUACGCUUAAGCGCUAAUGUUGCUUUAAUGCGGGUUUGCCGUAAUUAAAAAUAGUACUUAAUUUAAUAUGACAAAAUAUAUUUCAAAUUACAAUUUUUCUUCAAUUUAAAAUUAUCUCUUUCACUUUACAAUUGCAUAUCACGCAUAGAAAAAACUAGCUGUUAUAAAAUUUUAUAGGUUAUUUAGAACAUUUCUUACAUAUCUUUGCAUUGGGCAUAUGCCUGGUAACAUGACGAGGCGAAUGACAUAAACUUAAGGACCUAGAAAUCUAUAAGCAUGUAUGUACCUAUUUCAAAUUAUCAUUAUAAAAUAACAAAUCAAUAACACUUAACUAAUAAUAAUAACGUUAUUUUUAAAAAUACCGUUAUUUAUACUGUACCUGUGUUUGGUUCACUAGUAUUACGUGUUCUCGUUAUUGAAUUUGUUUCUAACCUAACUUUGCACUUAUUUCACUGUUAAAAGCUAAAACUAACCGCUUUAAAUUAACUCGUUACCACCAGAUGAGUCGACGUUGUCUUUACGCUAGUGUUUCGGAAUACGCUGAAUAUGUUUUAUUGUUUAGCAUCAAUUUUUAUUAUUAAACACAAAUAAACAAAGAUUUAUUCAUUUUGUUUAAUGCGUAGUUUAUUACAAUGAAACAUUGCAUGCAUAUUCCGAAGCUCAUCACCAAAACACACUGUGACCUGUCUGUUUAUUUUUCACAUGUGAUUCGAUGGUUCGAUAAUUAUGGAAAAUGUCCCAAUUAUUCAGAAUUUGUGUACGAAUGUAAAAUUUAAAUGUUCAGUCAAAAUACCAGUUUAUUAAUGUACGAGUUUCAAUGCCUCUAGUACUUCUGCCAACUGUUUGGUUUCUUUGUUAGCCUUUCUUUGAAACAAAGUAUUUAUGUAGCAUUAAUAAGUGCCUAAUGUUAUUUUUCUCACAAUUCUUAAUAUUUGGGGCACAUCGAGUAAAAUCAAUUAAUUGCCGAUCGGCAAACUUCGAAAAUAAGUAUGACGACCGGUGUUUAUUUAAUUUUACUGCAAUAAUUAAAGUAUUCUAUUAUUUAUUAGUAUAUAUGUUGUAAUUCGAUGUUUUUGAACUACACUAAUUAUAAACAACGCUUAAAUGUGGCUAUUGAGUAUAUCAUUUGUUAUUUAUUAAUAAUUCAAAUAUGUAUUAUUGUUUAAUCUUGAUUGUUAUUUAAUGUUUAAAACGUGAUUAUUAGUAUGAUGUAUUCAACGUUGUGUUAGAUAAAAAUAAAAUAGUAUUUGUAUAAUAUUAUACGUUCUUUUAUACGGUUAUGAAUGUUAAGUUAAAAAAAUAGUGUUACUCUGGAUACCACAAGGUACAAUGUUCGUGUAUUUAAAUUGAUUUAAUUUAUUAUUUGUGUAUAAAUGAUGUAUCUUUACAAUACUGUUUUGCAUUGAUGAAAUAUCAAUGUUUUUUUUAUUCGAAAUUUAAAUAAUAACCAAAAAUUCAUGGCUAUCGAUAAAAUUCUAAAGUAACAUCACUAACUAUAAUCCAGAAGCACAUACCUAAUACUGUGUUGUGUAUGAAUGAUAGGUAGGUAUGUAUUCUCAAUUAAAAAAUUGAUUGAAUUGCAAUAAUAAAUAGGUACCUAAACCGUUUAUAACGAUUUAUGGACAAAAUCGCCUAAAUAAAACUUUUGAAUAUAUUUAAAAUUCAAAUCUUGUAAUUUUAUCGUCUAUUUAUUUCAAUCUUAAUUAUUAUCAAUUUAUUUGUUUCAUAAUUAAAAGUGCAAGAGCAAUAAUAUAGGCUCAUGCUAGAACCUAAACCUGUAGAGCCAAGUGAAAAAAAUAAUUGCCGUAAUUUAUAAAUCGAACAUGAGAAUCUUAGUGUGAAACGUUAUCUGGCUGCAAGUUUAUUUAAAAGGAAUAUAACAAUAUUUUACCAACACUGUAAAACAACACUGUGUGAGUGCGGGAGAUUGCCAGCCGACUUGUAACGAAGUACCUACACUUUACACAAUAUAUUAUGUCCAUUAGUGAUGAACUGCGAUGAAGUGUAAGUGUGGUUUCCGAAUAUGUAAUUUUUUUUUUUGUAAAAAUAUUGUACAUUAUAGAAGAUUACAAUACAAAUGCCAGUUUGGAUUAAAAAAAAAGCUAAUUUUGCUGACAAUAAAACAGUGCAGUAUUA
Messenger RNA from Bicyclus anynana (squinting bush brown), 10582 nucleotides. RefSeq names its product protein quiver (gene qvr). The record is from RefSeq and is a predicted model, not a curated record. Bases 1974 to 2453 code for a protein of 159 amino acids. The transcript is spliced from 5 exons. Gene Ontology annotation, biological process: positive regulation of voltage-gated potassium channel activity; sleep; regulation of synaptic transmission, cholinergic. Lineage: Eukaryota; Metazoa; Arthropoda; Insecta; Lepidoptera; Nymphalidae.